ACGUGGGGCAGUUUGAAGGUGGAGCGAGUGUGGUUGCACCAACACCGGUACUUAGCCUCGGACCCGCGUGUCCUUGGGCUAGAGAGCUGCAGGUCUGUCCUCUGAGUUGGAGCCUUCUCCGUGGUAACAACUACAGAGUAGUGAGCAUCGGACGCGGAAGCCGCAGCAGAUUUAAAAAUGGGUGAUGUUGAGAAAGGCAAGAAGAUUUUCGUACAGAAGUGUGCCCAAUGCCACUCUGUGGAGAAGGGAGGCAAGCACAAAACUGGCCCAAAUCUCCAUGGUCUAUUUGGGCGGAAGACAGGUCAAGCUGUUGGAUUCUCUUAUACAGAUGCCAAUAAGAACAAAGGCAUCACCUGGGGAGAGGAUACAUUGAUGGAGUACUUGGAGAAUCCCAAGAAGUACAUCCCUGGAACAAAAAUGAUCUUUGCUGGCAUUAAGAAGAAGGGAGAAAGGGCAGACUUAAUAGCUUAUCUCAAAAAAGCUACUAAUGAGUAAUAGUCACUGCUUUAUUUAUUACAGAACAGAAAUGUCUCAUGGCUUUUUUAUGUGUACCAUAAUUUAAUAGAUCUCAUACACCAGAAUUCAGAUCAUGAGUGGCUGACAGAAUAUUUUUGUUGGACAGUCCUGAUUUAAGUAAAAUUGGCUUACAGUUGGAUAGUAAUUCCAGUUCAGUAAAUACUAUCAUUUUCCCUUUCUAAAUAUAUGGUUGGAUUUAUUUAGUAAUGUUCCCGACUUCUCACAAAUAUGGAGAAUGUUAUCUCAAAACCUACUGGAGGUUUGGUUUUAUAUUUAGAUUUAUAUAACUGGUCAUGUGAAUGUGUUUAAAUAU
Fukomys damarensis (Damara mole-rat) is the source of this 829-nucleotide messenger RNA. RefSeq names its product cytochrome c. The coding region runs from base 178 to 495 and encodes 105 amino acids. Gene Ontology annotation, molecular function: electron transfer activity; heme binding. The record is from RefSeq and is a predicted model, not a curated record. The transcript is spliced from 3 exons. Gene Ontology annotation, cellular component: mitochondrial intermembrane space. NCBI's taxonomy places the organism in Eukaryota, Metazoa, Chordata, Mammalia, Rodentia, Bathyergidae. Gene Ontology annotation, biological process: mitochondrial electron transport, cytochrome c to oxygen; mitochondrial electron transport, ubiquinol to cytochrome c.